Melopsittacus undulatus (budgerigar) is the source of this 3357-nucleotide messenger RNA. RefSeq names its product perilipin-3. Gene Ontology annotation, cellular component: lipid droplet; cytosol. NCBI's taxonomy places the organism in Eukaryota, Metazoa, Chordata, Aves, Psittaciformes, Psittaculidae. The transcript has 8 exons. The record is from RefSeq and is a predicted model, not a curated record. Gene Ontology annotation, biological process: lipid storage; positive regulation of triglyceride storage. Bases 119 to 2497 code for a protein of 792 amino acids.
UAAUUGGGUGAGACAACCUCCGGUGAUAACUCACAUACAUUUGCUCUCCAUAGAGCAGCCUGGUGGGCAUCCAGACAGGGGCAACCCAGCACACACAAAAUCUGCAGCUGAAUUCACUAUGGCAACACAGAAGACCACAAAAAAGGAUCUGCUAAAGGCUGAGGAACAGCAGCAAGCGAGUGCUGUCAAUCGAGUCACCAGCCUGCCCUUGCUCAACUCUGCUUUUAACCUGGUCUCAUCUGCCUACAACUAUACCAAGGAGACCCAUCCUUGCCUCAGCGGUGUCUGCAAUGUGGCUGAGACCAUGGCUGCUGUUGCAGUGGGUAGUGUGGUUGGUGGGGCACAGCCCAUCCUGAACCAACUUGAGCCGCAAAUUGCACUUGUAAAUGAAUAUGCCUGUAAAGGACUGGAUCAGCUGGAGGAGAACUUGCCUUUUCUUCAACAGCCAGCAGAUAAGGUAAUCUCAGACACCAAGCAACUGGUUUCCACCAAAGUGACAUCUGCUAUGGAUGCUGCCUGCGAGGCAAAAGAAGCAAUGGCCAAUAAAGUGACCGAAGCUGUGGACCUCACUAAAACUGUUGUUGGGGACAGUGUCAAGCUGACCAGGUCAGUGGUCACUUCCACUAUUAACAGUGCUGUGGAGGCUGCUCAUGGUGCCAAGGACCUAGUGACCAACAAGGUGACUGAAGCAGUGGACCUCACAAAACACGUGGUGGAGGACAGCAUUGAACAGACCAAGUCUGCUGUCGCUUCUACUAUUGUGAAUGCUGUGGAGGCUGCGCAGGGUGCCAAGGACCUAGUGACCAGCAAGGUGACCACCAAGGUGACUGAAGCAGUGGAGGCUGCACAGGGUGCCAAGGACCUAGUGACCAACAAGGUGACUGAAGCAGUGGACCUCAGUAAACACGUGGUGGAGGACAGCAUUGAACAAACCAAGUCUGCUGUUGCUUCUACUGUUGUCAAUGCUGUGGAGGCUGCCCAGGGUGCCAAGGACCUAGUGACCACCAAGGUGACCGAAGCAGUGGAGGGUGCCAAGGACCUUGUGACUAAUAAGGUGACAGAGGCAGUGGACUUCAGUAAGCAUAUCGUGGAAGACAGUGUUGGACGGACCAAGUCUGCUGUUGCUUCUACUAUUGUCAAUGCUGUGGAGGCUGCCCAGGGUGCUAAGGAUCUAGUGACCAACAAGGUGACCGAAGCAGUGGAUCUAAGUAAGCACAUGGUAGAAGACAGUGUUGGACGGACCAAGUCUGCUGUUGCUUCUACUAUUAGUGCUGCUGUAGAGGCUGCCCAGGGUGCUAAGGACCUAGUGACCAACAAGGUGACCGAAGCUAUGGACCUGACCAAAGGGGCUGUUCAAGAUAGUGUUGAGAAGACCAAAUCAGUGGUCACUUCCACAGUCAGUACAGCUCUGGAUGCUGCAUAUGGCACCAUUACUAGCAAAAUCAAUACAGCCCUGGAGCAGGGCAAAGAGGCUCUCCAGGAGGGUGUGGAAAUGACCAACUUGGUGGUGACCAACAGCAUAAGCAAAGCCAAGGCAGUGAGCCAAGCAGUGGAAGGUGGUGUGGAAGCUGUCCUGGGUAUGUCAGAAGACCUGGUGGAUCACUACCUCCCCAUGACAGAGGAGGAACUAGGUAAACUGGCCACCUCUGAGGGAUCUGGGAUGGCUUCUGUGGAGGAGCAGAGGCAGAACAAGAGUUACUUUGUGCACCUGGGCUCCCUGUCGAACAAAGUGCAGCGCCGAGCCUAUCACCUCUCCCUGCACAAACUGCAGCACCUCAGGCAAAGAACCCAGGAGACUCUCUCCCGGCUCCAGCUGGCAAUAAAACUGAUUGAGUCUGUGAAAGGGGAGGUUGGCCAGAAGCUUCUGGAUGGGCAGGAGAAGCUCUAUCAGCUGUGGCUGGACUGGAGCCUGACCCAACCCAAAGGAAACCAAGUCAGAACUGCCUCCCAAGUAGAGGUAGAGUCACGGACUCUAACUAUGCUGCACAUCAUCACCCAGCAGCUCCAACCCAUUUAUGAGAACCUGAAAGCCAGCAUCCAAGGCCUCCCCAGCCACAUCCAGGAAGCUGUGUAUCAGGCCACUCGAAACAUCCACAAGCUCCAUAAAUCUUUUUCCAGUGCUGUGUCUUUCCAGGACCUCUCCAGCACCACCCUGACCCGGAGCCAGGACCGGGUGGCAGAAGCCCGAAGGUCUCUAGAUGUUCUCUUAGAGUAUGUAACUCAGAACACUCCUCUCAGCUGGGUUGUGGGGCCCUUCAAGGCAGUAGCUCCCGUGUCACAGGGGAGCAGAAAGCAGAAGAAGGAAGAUUUGGUGCUGGAAAAGGCCACAUCAUCAGAGGAGGGGGCUAAGACACCCGAAGAACCAAAGGGAGCACACGAGAUCCUAGGGGAAGGGAGUGAAGUGCUGGAGAAACUGGAAGAGAAGGCAGAGAAAGACGCAGAGGUGGCACUGGCUGCAAAGGAGGUAAAAACUAAAGCACCAGAGGAGGAUCUCUGAAGAACUGCAGCUCUUCCGGCCAUGGCUCCCUGGCUAGAACAUCACUUUGUCUUUUAAUCAUGUGCCAUGAGUGCCUCCUGCUCCCUCACUGAGCCUCCAGUGAGAUGUGGUUUGGAAGGAGACUCAAACCCAAGUGGGCUGAGUCCAUCCCUUGAUCUGCUAUUCCUUGUAAAUCCUGCUGCUGCACUGCAAGGGAAGAUGGGGCCCUCCCUGUCCUUUGGCUUCUGAAGUCAGCCCGGGUGUGUGUGAAUGGGUGCCUCUUGCUGAAAGGAGCUGUGGGAGAGAAGCAGUGAUUUCCACUUAGUUUUAAUGUUGGAUUUGGGUUUAAUUCACACGAGCUGCUCUACAGGAGGAUGGGCCUGACCUCCUCGGGCAAGUUUUAAACAUCCACAUUCCAGGUUACCUUCCUUUCUGCCUCUUGUGCUUCCGGAGAGGCUCAGCCCCAGACUGGGGCAGCGGGGGGAGAGGCUGCCUCAUAAAGGGACUUACCCCUUAUGGAUCCAACCUUUCUUUCACAGAGGAACACUGAGCGAGGUGGGGUUUUCCUUCGAGCAUGUCAAUGUACAGGGGAUUAUCUUGCCUUCAGGGAUGAGCUGUUUGUGAGUAACUCCAUACAGGCUUUGCAGCCAGAAAGUCAGUAACUGAGGCAACUUUUGCCUGGAGUUGCUCUACCACAAUGCCAGGAUAUCCUGCUAUUAAAUAGGGCUGAUAAGUGCUGGAUCUUUUCCCAGCAAACAGUGCUUUGUAAUCAUUUCUAAUGUAACUUAUUGGGGUAAUGCCUGUCCUGGCAUGGUCCCUGUGCCAAGGCUGGAAUAAGGGCAAGCAGACAUCAGAAUAAAGCAUAACCUGUGUCCAGAGAA